Messenger RNA from Parascedosporium putredinis, 789 nucleotides. Lineage: Eukaryota; Fungi; Ascomycota; Sordariomycetes; Microascales; Microascaceae. The record is from the annotation of a GenBank genome assembly.
AUGAGCCGGCGCGCCCCGCCAGCGCCGCUCCACCCCCGGCGCGAGGAGGAGGAGGAGGAGGAGGAGGAGCGCGACGACAACUACGACGAUACGCCUCUCCAGCACCAAAAGCCCUUUGGCGCGGGAUUCCAGCGCCGGCAAAAGUCGCCUUUGUCCGCGCCGUCGACCCCGAGACCCAGGCGGCGCAAGCUGCGCAGGCCGUUGAGCGCGGGUCGAGGCGCCGCCACCACUGCUGCCGCUUCCCGAUCUCUGUCCUCUUCGUCCACGCGCGCGCCCGUACCACCGUCUGUUCUCCUCGGGGAAGAAGAAGAGGAAGAAGAAGAGCCGGCCGCCGGGUUGUGCUCCGUGUGCGGGCUGACGCUCGACGACGGUAAUGGUGCCCCGGGCAAGCAUGAGGCGUCCAUCGCCCACCAGGUGUGCCUCGCCCACUCGCACCCGCCCUCGGCGCUGGACCGCAGGCGCAUGGGGUUCCGACACUUGGCUUCGCGCGGGUGGGACGCCGACGCCCGCUUGGGCCUGGGCGCGCAGGGUGCCGGUAUUCUCAACCCUCUCCAGCCGCGGCAAAAGGUGGACAAGGGCGGCAUCGGGCUCCCGGCGUCGGUGGCGCAGGCGAGGGAGGCGGCGAAGAAGCAGCGGGAGGAGAAGCGCAAGAAGCUGUCGGUCAAGGAGAUGAGGAAGUUGCAGGCCGAGGAGAAGAAGAAGGCUGCGUGGCUGCAUGAUAUGUUUUAUGCCAAGGAUGAUGUGCUGAAACACUUGGGCGCCGGUACUGGUACCCUAAAAUCCCGGUAG